Molecule: messenger RNA, 2532 nt
Organism: Hymenoscyphus albidus
Lineage: Eukaryota; Fungi; Ascomycota; Leotiomycetes; Helotiales; Helotiaceae
Source: the annotation of a GenBank genome assembly
AUGGAAGCUGCCUCUAGCGGUAUCGCUGUUGCUUCAAUAACAAUCCAUCUCGCCGACAGCAUCAAAACGCUUCUCGACUUCUGGGAUUCGGUUCAAAAUGCACCUACCAAAGUCCACACUGUGCUGGAAGAUUUAGACUUGCUCACUUCGGUACUCGAAGAUAUACACCGAGUACAAGUGCAGUGUGGAGCUGAUCCAAAUACCACGCGGCUGCUACACAAUUGUAAGUCUUCGAACUUGAAUUUGUGCCUUAUUGAUUGAGAGAGUUCUCAGGCAAAGAGAAGAUGAAACCUCUAUUUGAACUCUUGAACGAGCUGCAAACUGGCUUUGGCUCUGGUAAGAAGCGUGUGGUAAAAUGGACAGCGAUCAAGGCUGCUUUCCGGGAAGAUAAAAUCCGAGCUAUGGAGAUAUCCAUUACCGAUACAAAGCUCACGCUUCUACUUGCUCGCCAAUGUUUGCAGGAGUAAGUUGUUCUCUACUAGUUCCUUAAUCCGCUCAGCUGAAUGGUUGGCUUCACAGAACAAGACAGCAUGCAUUCUACAAAAAGUUGGAAAUGCAGAUGUCGGAAAUUUCUCAGAAAAGAGCGUAUUCUUCACUGUCAUGUACUCUCGACAUCCACGCGCUAGGAGAGGAUCAAAAUCGUGCAGUGAAUUCGAUAGCAGAAAAAUUUGCGAGCUCUCUGCAAAAUCCAAUACUUCGCUCUGCGGUAAAAGUCUUGUACUCUGAAACGAUAGCUGAGCUCAAGAAGCCCGAACCGGGUAACGUGGGUCAAGACCAAGCUGAUUAUUUAACGAAAAAUACCUGCCAUAGUUCUGAGCGCUGCAUCGAGGAUGGACAAAGUACGCGGCCAAUCCCGCGUGACCAGGAGCAGAAUAUCUCGCUUAAACCCUCCACUUCCUUAGCGCUUCCCCUUAUAGUCAAAAAGCAAAGAAAGCGGCGCCUGUUUUCACAAUCUGAGAAGUCAUUCUCCAGUAUCCUUGGGUUUAUCAAGCUAUUUACAAGAUACUACAAACUGUCAGGAGAGUAUGGGUUCUCUAGAAACAAAGAGAACCUUGACAUCGAAACCUGUUUUGUUUUCCUUCCAUCACGAUGGAUCACACUGUGCGGCAUAUCCUGUGGUUAUCGCAUGCUUGUUUCGAAGUCGUCUAAAUCAUGGCAGAUUACGCCUAAAACAAUCAACAUUAUCCCAGAAGAAUCUUUGGCUUUCGAGUUCUCCGGAACUGGUAACUUGGAAGGAAUAAAGUCACUGUUUACGAAGAACGCCGCCACCGUCUGGGAUACAGACUAUUUGGGCUUUACGCUCUUACAUGUGAGGGCGUUUUCUGUUAUUUAUGAUGAUUCAGUUGUUUACUGAAAGGGGCACUGAUCGCUUCUAUAGGUGGCAGCGAGAAAUUGUCAUCUAGAAAUGUGCAAAUUCUUGAUAGAACAAGGGGCAGAUACAGAAAUCGGAUCGUUACACAAGCAAAGGUUGGUUUAUUAUAUGUUAUUAUAUGAUAUAUCAUUUCCGACAGACUACAUAGGACACCACUUAACAUGGCUUGUAUGAACUUCUCAAGCACUUCCUUUAUUCGGUUCAGUGAAGAUAAGAUAGCUAUCCUCAAUCUAUUCAUUAGCCAGCUCGAAUUUUUCGACUCUGAUUCGAUCGGAUGGAAAUGUUUAGAAGACAUCUGUCACCACGGGGGCAUGAACGAUCAAAAGCUUACAAAACAUGCUGAGUAUCUGGUACACAGCUUUUCCGAGGAGAUUAGAUCAACCCUUCGGCCUGGCUACUUAGCAUAUCCUUUAGCUUGCUUAUUGGGUACAAUCGGUAACAGAGGACCAAGGCUGAUACAACUCUUUCUUGAAGUUUCUGGCAACAAUUUUGACAUUAUCAAUGAAUUAUUAAACGACGACGGCUACGCCCCACUUCAUAUAUUGAUUAGGUAUCACAAUGGUGAUGCCUGGAACAUAUCUAGCCUCAAGCUGAUUUAUGAAAAGGGGGCCGAUUUACAUCUUUUAUCCAAUAGAGAUGAAUCCUAUACCCAGGAAACUUUUAACUUGACACCGUAUUUGCUCGGUCAAGAUGAAGCAAGGCAAUCCCCAACUUUUCUCGCUUUGCAAAAAUCAACUUCGUUCUGGCAUUGGCGAAAUUUCAUUGUAAACAUCCUUCACUUGCGUAUCGAGGAAUUUGUUUCAAUGGAGAUAAGAACUACCACGACUCCAAAUCACGGGUGGACAGAGAAAUCCCUUUUGAAACUGUUUCAGUACGAAUUUGAGUACGACUUUGAGACUUAUGACUUUGCGUGGAAAACAUGCGGUUGUCUUGGGCGACUUCUGUUAACUGGUGUUCAAUGCAAUAAUUCAUAUGAAGAACGAUCAUGGGUGCGUCAGCUAGAUAGACUCAAGCGCGACGAAGAACCGGACUUGUUCAAAUUUCCCAAUUAUGAUGACAUCGAGCCUCCUUUAUGCCGAAGAUGCUGGGAACAAUAUGAGAAAGAUAAAAGAGAGGAAGAAGCCGAAGAAGUGCUACCAAAGUGGCAUUCAUUCCUUUGA